Ceutorhynchus assimilis (cabbage seed weevil) is the source of this 706-nucleotide messenger RNA. The record is from the annotation of a GenBank genome assembly. NCBI's taxonomy places the organism in Eukaryota, Metazoa, Arthropoda, Insecta, Coleoptera, Curculionidae.
CUUUUGACUUUGACAGUGAAAGCUUGUACACGUUAACCAGACGUAGAAUUUGCAUUUUGCUGUAAACAAAACACCACAAAGGAAAUAAAAACAUCCAGAUUUUUGUACAGAAUGGAAUAAAAAUUAAAAGUCAAUUAUUGCUAUUUUCUAUUGUGAUAUUUGCAACUAAUAGUAUUUUACAAAAGCGACCUGAAUCAUGGGUGACGAAGCCCCCGGAGGUGGAUUCAAUCCUUGCGAGUGCAUAUGGAACCACGAAAUGGCCAUGAGAAGGCUUCUUAAUGCUCUCAGAAAUUCUCAAGCCUUAUGUACCGACACUGAAUGCUUCGAACCAGGUGCCUCAUCACCUGGCAGUGCUCCGACCGAAAAUUUCUAUUUCCUGAUUUUUGUUAUUGGAAUUGCUAUGAUGCUAUUUGUUCUCCGUCCUAGGCCACAAGCAAUUGAACCCAUGAAUAAGCCAAAUAAUAAUUCGAAUGAUCCACCACCAGCACCACCAAUAAACUAAAUAGCUUAUUUAAAUAUGUAUACAUUUUGUUUUAUUUUAUUUUUGUUGGUAUCUGGAUAUUUCAUCUAUUAGCUUGUAUAUUUUAUCUUGUGAAUUUUAUUUUAGUUUUAAUUUUGGCAACAUUCCUUCUGCACAAAAAAAAAGAGAUUAUAAUAAUGCACUAAUAUGGUUUUUAUGUUGAGAAUAAAUACUUUAUUUUACUAA